Molecule: messenger RNA, 4740 nt
Organism: Brassica rapa (field mustard)
Lineage: Eukaryota; Viridiplantae; Streptophyta; Magnoliopsida; Brassicales; Brassicaceae
Product: pumilio homolog 15-like
Biological process (GO): post-transcriptional regulation of gene expression
Cellular component (GO): cytoplasm
Molecular function (GO): mRNA binding
Source: RefSeq, a predicted model, not a curated record
CAGCUUUUGAUUUUAAGAGGUUUGGAGCGGUUUGAAACGAUUUGUAGCGGUUUGUAUGAUUGUUUCGAAACGCUGUCAACCGCUACUAAUCGCAAAAGCUGCGUUUGCGGGUGGUAGCGGGAAAACCAAUCAAGCUCUAAGUUAUAUAUAAUCAGAAUGUUGUUUCAAAUGUUUCAAUGAAUAUAAUCAGACCCCGCAACCGCUGUUUCUUCGUUUCAGUUUAGUGUUGGCCAAUCUGGAACAACUAAUACGACGGUUUGAACGCCUAGGAACGUCACUCUUGCUGCCCCGCAAAAAUCGUUAUAUAUAAAACAAAGAAAGACUCAGCUUUGAGUAAGUUUAGUCUUUUGUUAGUGUCCACCAUAAUGUUUUAAGGUUUCUUUCUUAGUUUUGUUUAUUCUUGCUUCUAAUAUUUCAUUCCUUGCUGUUUGUCAGUCACAUGGAACAUGACAUGCACAUAUUCGCAGUUCCUAGCCCCCCAAAAAAAACUCCAACCUGUUGUGUCUCACUCUGGUCUUUUUACAAUCAAACUGUCUUACCAUGCUCAACUUGGUCGUCUGGUUUUCAAAACAAGUUUCAAGCUGGUACAUGUGUCGAGUUAGUUCCUAUUCUCUUAGGAACUCCAUAAUGGUUUUGUUUUAAUAUAUUUUAUUUCUGAGAAAAUAGCUUCGGUAGUACCAGCUCUUUCAGGGAAGAACAAACUUGAACCACUCUCGCAAGGACCGGUCAUAGACAUAACCAAGUGAAACAUUGGCCUAUACCUCUCUCAAUUUUUUUGAAAAAAGUUAGACAUAAACCUCCAAAUCUGUUUAAAUUUUUUUAUAGAAACUUUUACUAAAUUGUUUACAAUCCCCUAAAAUCUCACUACCAACUUGCAAUGUUGUCCCGUCUGAGUUCAUUGGCAUGUAAAACUAACUACAAAGAGUAAUGGCGAGUGAAGGUCAGCAUCACAAAACUUUAAGAACCACUCUCAGUGGAAAUUGGUCGUCAUGCAUCCCAACUUUGAACCGCUAAAUCAUUACGUAAGUGAGUCCAUAGCUGCUUAUGUUCCGUUUCUUUAUUCGCAUAUCUUUCUCUUGUUCGUAUUAUUAGCUCUUGGUAGGCUUCGGGUAAGUUCUAAGUAUGAAGAUAUAUGAUCAAAGCCUAUGACGUUUGGUGUGAAAACGGUAUCAAAUAUUGUUUCUAACCAACAAUUUAUAAUGUUAAUUUUAUUAGUACCCUUGAUCCCUUUAAGCAAAAAUUAAACGUGUAAUUAGAAUGUGAUAUGGAGGCCUUUUUAAAGUAACUGAAUUAAUCACCCUUAUUUUCCUUCCCACGCUUUCUCUAGAUAUUCAAUAUAUUCUCUAAAUCUUUCAUUAAUAUCUUUCCCAUUUUAUUUAUUAAAUUUCCUUACUGAUAAAUCCAGAAAAUAAGUACAAAAUCUUUGUUGACCUAGGUCGUCGUUACAUUUGGAUUUCUCUUCCUUUUUUACCUCUUAUUCUCUCCUUUUUGUCUGCUCCACAUCGGUCAGCUAUGACGACUAACCAAAACGGAAGAGAUGGAGACGAGAAUCCGGAGGAAGCCUUGCCGCCGUCUCCGUCUCAACAGCUUCUACGUGAAAGACUCAAAGCUUACGAGAAUAUGUAUGGCUCCUUGGAUGAUCAUUACUCAAGUAGAACCGGAUCUUCACAGUUUGCUCCUUUGUCAGAUUUGCGAGCCCUUGAAUCUGACUUUAGAAGAUUGGGUGUCUAUGAUUCAAACCCUCGCCAACAGCCGCUACGUGAUCAACGUGGUAGCAAUCAAUUUCCUUUGAAUGGUGGAGAUCGAGGUAUCAAUGAAUACUUUAACCCUUCGUAUUUUCACUCUCAAACUGAACAAGCACAGAUUAAUCUGGAGAGGAUGUGGUUUAGGAAGGAUAAUCUUGUUAAUGGGUAUCAUGCUUAUAAGUCAUCUAAUUAUGGUUCUUAUGGGCGUGGCAAUAGUGGUAUGUCGUUUCGUUCUCCGUACUUUGACCACUGUGAGGUUCCUUUCCCUCAAAGUAAUAAUCAUAAUUCUGGUAAUCAAAGCCGUUGGAGUUAUUCACACGGUUAUGUGCCUCGAACCCAUGAUCUAUUCAAUAUGAAUAACUCUAGGGCUACGGAUAACACACUGUCUCGUGCUAAAAACCGUGUGGAUUCUGUCGAGUUGCAAAACUUGAUCGCGGAAGGUUCAAGAGACACUAUUGAUCAGAUAUUUGAUGAGCUGAUAUCACAUGUUUGUGAGCUGAUGACUGAUCCUUUUGGCCAUCAAGUAUUUCAAAAGCUCAUGGAGAAAUGUACAAAUGAACAAAUCACUCGGGUUUUGGAAAUUUUCAUCCAACAACCUAAUCAGUUUGUGAGAAUUUGUGGCGAUAUGCAUGGAACGCGUGCAAUACAAGAUUUGAUCCGAUGUCUUAGUUCAGAAGAGCAAAUAUCCCACUUCAUGGUAACUAUAUGCCAUGCUGCAUUACUUCUGAGCAAGAGCACUAAUGCAAAUGAUGUGAUUAUGUUUUGCUUCAGCCAUUUUUCUCCUUCACAAACAAAUGGACUUCUUCAAAUGAUUGUUCAAAACUGUUAUCAAAUUGCAAUUGAUCAUUAUGGUUCUUGUCUACUUCAACAAUGCAUUGGAAAAUCCCGUCAAGAAAUAAGGGAGCCUUUGAUUAGAGAGAUAAUCGCUAAUGCUAUGAAUCUAUGUGUGAAUCGCUAUGGAAACUAUGUGGUCCAGUAUGUGUUGGAAUUGGAAAAUUUUCAAGUGGCAGCAACUCUGUCAAGAUAUCUCAGUGGGAAUUACGUGCAACUCUCUUGUGACAAGUUUGGAAGUCAUGCGGUGCAAAAAUGUUUAGAAAGUAGACAAUUCAACUCGAGGAUGAUCAUCAACGAGCUGCUUACUGACAUUGAUUCACUUCUUGUAAAUCCUUACGGAAACUAUGUAAUUCAGACUGCAUGGGUUGUAUCUCAGGUAACGAAAAUAAACAUGCUUUUAGAUCCAUUUUGUGUGAAAUCAUUAGCUUAUUUGUUUACUUUGUCUUGCAGAAUGAUAUGCGAAGUGAAUUGUUGUACCAUAUCAACAGGAAUCAUCCGUUGUUGAGGUGCAAUAGAUACGGGAGAAAAGUACUUGAAAAACUUAAUCUUUGGACAUAAGAGGGCAUGUUUGUGGAAUUAGAUGAGAACCACGCACGAUUAGUUAUUCAUGUUGGUGUUUUUUCUUUUUUCAUUUAGACGUUGACUCAAUAUUGCCGAUUCUCUUUUUAUUAUUAAAUGUUUUUAGGUAUGUGUUGUAGGUCUCAAAUCUCAAUAGCUAGAGUCUCUUAUCUCUUCAACCGUCAAACGUGCUUUUAGGUCCAAGAGUUUAUGUUGACUACUUUCUCUGAGUAAAAUCUCAUUUGUCUCAUGUUAAUUUUUAUAAUUUUUUUAUUUGUAAUAUGGACUUAAAGCUGGUGAUCUCAUUUAUUUAACUUUGUGGCCGAAGAGCUUUAUGAAUUUAGGAAGAGGACCUGCCCUAGCAUCUGGCAUUCCUUUGUUUUAGCUUGCGCAACAAAAUCAUGUUUUUAAAUAAAAGCCACAGGAUCAUAAGUAUACAUCAGAAUGCACAGAAUCAUCAUACUCAAUUGCUUUGUUCUGACUUUAAUUUUCAUCUCUAAGAUCAUGCCUUUCGUGUUCCUUAAGGCUAAUUGGUCCCUAAUUUAUGCUGCUUUUAUAUAAAGUAUAAUAUAACUACAUGUGGUACAGCUUGUUCCUUGUGGGAGCAAGGUCCUAGCGGGUUCUGAUGGGCAUCUUGUGUGGAGGCGGCACACACCUAAACAGUUUACUGGGAGACGACCAUCAGUUCAUACCUUGAAGACUAUAAUUUCGUGGAAGGUAUCUUGAUAGCUCAUUCUGGUAGAUCUGUGGGCCUGUGGCUACACUUUUAAGGUUUGGAGAUAUGUCAACGGGACAUAACACUUUGAACACACGAUGAAACAAGCAUGUGUGAUUGAUAAAAUUUGGUUCAAUGUCCCUUGCUUGUCAAUGGAUUGCUUUCCACCUUCUGAACUCAUAUUUGAAGACUUAUCUAUGGGCCACAAUCAAGACAUUGCAUGCAGGGUUCAGUAGACAGAAAAAUGGGUGAUGUUUAAUGGUUUAAGUAAAAAGCUUAUGAAGCAGGAGAUCGGUAAUGUGAUAAAUGAUUAAGAAACAAAGCCUAGAUUAUAAGCAGCCAAAAUGUUUUUUUUUUCUUUUUGCUUUGCACAACAUAACAGCCUAAUGUCAGAUUGAACCAACAAGUUGCAUGUAUGAUUAGGCCGGUUGGUUUGUGAAAUAAUCGGUUCAUAAAAAACCGGAUGAGAUAAACCGGGGUAGUUCAAUCUUGGUCUAGCAGAUAGUUCACCAACCAAGUUAAUCCUUCGUUAAUUCACAUUCAAAAUCUCUAACUCUAUUUAUUGAUUAUAUCUUGUUUGUGAAGAUCAGAUUAUGGUGCGCUCUGACUUCGCCGGGGUUGGUGUUGGAUUAGGGCUCGGUGUUGGCUGUGGAUUUGGCCUUGGUUGGGGUUUUGGAGGUUGCUUCACCACUUCUCUCUAAAUAUUUUUUACUUUAAAACAAGGGUGUAGAUUUCACUUAGCUGGACAUGAACUUAGUUCCAAAUAUUUUAAAAAAAAAAAAAAUCCAUGAAACUAAGAUAUAAAUAUCAUGUUCCUAAUCGGUUAAAGAUGGAUGUUAUGUUCAUGACAUGAGACCAAGGACAAUUCUUAGAAUAUUGUCAACAUAU